AUAACAAGACAACUCUGCCUUGUCCUCCCCCCAACUCCCCUGCCCACCCCCGUAUCCUCCAUUGUUCUUCUUCUUGGGGGUACCCCAAAAAUCUUCACAUUUCUCUCACACUGUAUCAAAAAUCCCCAUUUGAACCAAGCCCCAUUUUCUAUCCAACCACAUAGUUAAGUUCUUUCUCAUCAAGAUUUAAUCUUUAAGCAUUUUUCUUCACUUUUAGGACUUUUCAAGUUAAUGGGUCGUCAGAUCAUUAAAGAUUCAAUCUUUGAGCAUUUUUCUUCACUUUUAGGACUUUUCAAGUUUUUGGGCCAGCAGGAAAAACAUUAAAAAUUCAAGCUUUAAGUAGUUUUCUUCAGUUUUAGGACUUUUCAAGUUUUGGGUCAUCACGAAAAACAUUAAAGAUUCAACCUUCAAGCAUUUUUCUUCAUUUUUAGGACUUUUCAAGAUUUUGGGUCAUCAAGAAAUUUUUGAAAAAAAUGUAUUCAAGAUUGCCUAUAAGAAAUUUGGGUAUAGAGGAAAGUGGGAAUUUCUUCAAUCAUCAUAUUAAUCAUAGUCUUCAGAGUUCUCUUUCAGUUGAUGGUACAAAUUUGCCUGGUGAUUCUUGUUUAGUUUUAUCAACUGAUCCUAAGCCUCGCCUUAGGUGGACAACUGAACUUCAUGAAAGGUUUGUUGAUGCUGUUACACAACUUGGUGGCCCUGAUAAAGCAACACCAAAAACCAUUAUGAGAACAAUGGGGGUGAAAGGUCUGACCUUAUAUCAUUUGAAGUCACAUCUCCAGAAAUACCGCAUGGGAAAGCAAUCUGCUAAAGAGGCAACUGAGAAUUCUAAAGACGUAUCAUGUCCGGCCGAGAGUCAAGAUACAGGUUCCUCUACAUCAGGUUCAUCCAGAAUUAUUGUGCAAGAUAUAAAUGAAGGCUUACAAGUAACCGAGGCUUUGCAAGUACAGAUGGAAGUCCAGCGAAGACUACAUGAGCAGCUAGAGGUACAACGCCGUCUACAGCUUCGUAUAGAGGCACAAGGAAAAUAUUUGCAAUCAAUUCUUGAAAAAGCUUGCAAAGCUUUUAAUAGCCAGUCCCUUGAGUCGAAUGGCUUAGAAGUGAACAGAGAAGAGUUCUCUGCAUUAGCAUUUGUCAGUGUCCCUUCAUUACCCAAUAUUGGCCCGAGUAUCGAGAACAAGAAUGCUUGUCACGUCCCUGCCAGACUUGGCGAUUGCUUGCUUGACGACUGCUUGCCAUCUAAUGGAAUCGGUGCUCUAAAGAAGAGACCGCAAGCUUUUACUAACAUGAACGGAUUGCCUAUGGAAAGCAAUACAAGGGAGGUGGAAUGGAUGAUGAGUAAUAUAUGAACAAAAAACAGGAAAAAGAUGUCAUUUUUACCUUCUUUUUCUACAUAUUCUGUUUGAUCCAAGAUCAAAUAAUGUUGCAAAUGUAUGUUUUUAUCAUCUUUAAUUUAAGUACCUUUUUAUCAGAAAUGAAGAUCCUUUUGUACUAACAGCAUAGUUGGACUUAAAUGACUAAUGUUUUCUUUGUACA
Solanum dulcamara is the source of this 1530-nucleotide messenger RNA. Its product is annotated as protein PHR1-LIKE 3-like. The coding region runs from base 474 to 1343 and encodes 289 amino acids. Gene Ontology annotation, molecular function: DNA-binding transcription factor activity; DNA binding. Lineage: Eukaryota; Viridiplantae; Streptophyta; Magnoliopsida; Solanales; Solanaceae. The record is from RefSeq and is a predicted model, not a curated record. The transcript is spliced from 6 exons.